GUUUGGGUCUCCAACCAAACAGGCGCUUAGUCUAAUUCGAUGGACAACUAGGUCUCGCAGGCCCGCUCGCUCGUCUUCCUACUCGCGCCAGCGCCGCCACCGCUGCCGAACGCCCCGGCCCCCUAGCUCGUCUUCCUCCACCGUAGGUUGAUCUCCCUUCUCUCUCCCGACCGUUUCUCCUCCCAUCACCCUGCGAACGGAUUCCCUUUAGCUCCCCGUUUCAUCUUCCCCAAUUCAUAACUGAGGCGAAAAUCAAGGGGGCGGCCGCCCUACCUUGCCCUACCGGGUCCUCCGCCCGUGAUGGUGCCACACCAAGAAGUCGUCGAAGGGCCGCAGCCUAUGGAAGAAUCUGUGUCAGCAGUUGACAACGAAAGCAUACCUGAUGCCUCAACUUCCAGAUUUACGUGGAAGAUUGAAAAUAUUUCCAAACUCAAUGGUAAAAAGACCUCUGAUGUUUUUGUAGUUGGAGGGCACAGCUGGAGAGUGUUGGUUUUCCCGAAGGGAAACAAUGCAGAGGGCCUUUCGAUGUACCUGGAUGUUGCUGAUGCAAAUUUGCUACCUCCUGGCUGGAGUAGGUCUGCACAAUUCAGCCUUGCUGUAAUCAACCAAUUAGACAGCAAACAGUCGUUAAGAAAAGAAGCAACACAUAAUUUUAACUAUCGAGCAAGUGAUUGGGGUUUCACUUCUUUUAUGUCUUUAAUGGAUCUAUAUGAUGCUAGUAAAGGAUAUGUUGUGAAUGAUCAAUGCAUCAUUGAAGCUGAGGUCGCUGUACGUAAAGUUAUCGAUUACUGGAAUUAUGACUCCAAGAAGGAGACUGGUUAUGUUGGUCUCAAGAAUCAAGGAGCCACCUGUUACAUGAAUUCACUUCUCCAGACACUUUAUCAUAUUCCCUACUUUCGAAAGGCUGUAUACCAAAUGCCUACCGUCGAUACACCUUCAGGGAGCAUUCCCUUGGCUUUGCAAAGUCUUUUCUACAAACUUCAGUACGGCGACAGUAGUAUUUCCACAAAAGAGCUUACAAAAUCUUUUGGAUGGGAUUCCUAUGAUUCGUUCAUGCAGCACGAUGUCCAAGAGUUGAAUCGUGUUCUUUGUGAAAAGCUGGAAGAUAAAAUGAAGGGAACUAUCGUGGAAGGAGCAAUACAGAAAUUAUUUGAAGGUCACCAUAUGAAUUAUAUUGAGUGCAUUAGUGUUGACUACAAAUCUACUAGAAAAGAGUCAUUCUAUGAUCUCGCACUUGAUGUCAAGGGUUGCUCAGAUGUUUAUGCAUCAUUUGAUAAGUAUGUAGCUGUAGAGAGGUUGGAAGGUGAUAAUAAGUAUCAAUCUGAGAAGCACGGUCUUCAGGAUGCCAAGAAGGGGAUGCUUUUUACUGACUUCCCUCCAGUUUUGCAACUUCAACUAAAGCGGUUUGAAUAUGAUUGUGUGCGGGAUACAAUGGUUAAGAUAAAUGAUCGAUACGAGUUCCCACUUCAGCUGGAUCUUGACAGAGAUGACAGGAAAUAUCUCUCUCCAGAAGCUGAUAAGAAUGUGCGUAACCUCUAUACUCUUCACAGUGUACAAGUUCACAGUGGCGGAGUUAAUGGUGGACACUACUAUGCCUUUAUUCGCCCAACCCUUUCCAAUCAAUGGUACAAGUUUGAUGAUGAACGAGUGACGAAAGAAGAAAUGAAACAUGCAUUAGAGGAGCAGUAUGGUGGCGAAGAAGAGCUCCCCCAUACUAAUCCUGGAUUGAAUAAAACACCGCUUAGAUUUACCAAAUAUUCAAAUGCUUACAUGCUUGUGUACAUACGUGAAAGUGACAGAGAGAAAAUUAUUUGUGAUUUGGAUGAAAAAGACAUAUCUGAACAUCUUAAGACUAGGCUAAGAAAAGAAAACGAAGAGAAGGAAUAUAAGAAAAAAGAGAAAGCUGAGGCUCACAUGUUCACUGCAUUGAAGAUUGCCCGAGAUAACAAUUUGGCAGAGCAAAUAGGAAGACACACAUUUUUUGAUCUCGUGGAUUAUGAAAAAAUUCACAGCUUCCGUGUAUGUAAUGACUGGGCGUUCAAUCAGGUCAAGGAGGAGUUAUCAAAAGAAUUUGGUAUCCCGGUACAGUCCCAGAGAUUUUGGUUGUGGGCUAAGCGGCGGAACAAUACUUACAGGCCCUUUCGGCCAUUGAGUCAACAGGAGGAAGCAUAUAAUGUUGGGCAACUAAAAGACAUACCAAACAUAUUAGAGAAUUCUGCACUGAGGUUGUACAUGGAGGAGUUUGUACAGGAAAAUCAUUUAACUCUUCCCGUAAACUCAAAGGAAGAUAUAUUACUGUUCUUCAAACUCUAUGAUCCUGACAAGGAAGAGCUAAGAUAUGUUGGGAGUCUAUUCCUGAAAGCAUCACUGAAGCCAUCUGAUAUAGUGCAAAGAUUGAAUGAUAUGGCAAGAUUUCAGCUUGAUGAAGAUAUUGAACUGUAUGAGGAAAUAAAGUUUCAUCCUGAUGUGAUGUGCGAACCAGUUGACACUGAUAUUUCCUUCAGUUCGAGCCAGCUUGAAAAUGGUGACAUAAUAUGCUACCAAAAACGUGCUUCUCUGGAUAAAAUGGACCAAGACCGCCAUCCCAAUGUGCCAUCUUUCUUUGAAUAUAUACAUAAUAGACUGGUUGUGCAUUUCAGAUUACUUGAUAAGCCAAAAGAAGACGACUUCACUCUGGAGCUUUCAAAACGUUCCACAUAUGAUGAUGUUGUUGAGAAAGUUGCUCAUCACCUUGGUCUGGAUGAUCCUUCAAAACUGCGCCUGACACCGCACAACCCGUACGCAGAGCAGCCCAAGCCUCAAUAUAUCAAAUACAGAAGUCUUGAUCACCUUCUGGACAUGCUACGUCACUUCAAUCAGAUCUGUGAUGUCUUAUAUUACGAGAUACUGGACAUUCCUUUGCCAGAAUUGCAAACUCUGAGGACGUUGACAGUUUCUUUUCACCAUGCUACAGGCAAUGAGGUGCCAAUUCUCUCUGUACGAUUGCCAAAAAGCAACCCUCUUCAUAGUCUAAUUGAACAUGUAAAAUCUAAGGUUGAGCUGUCUAGAAGUGAUGCCGAACUCCGGUUAUUUCAGGUCUACCAUAACAAGAUAUCUAAGGUGUAUCAGCCUGGUGAGAAAAUAGAUUCAGUUAAUGAUCAUAAUGGACCUCUUCAUGUUGAGGAGAUUCCUGAAGAGGAGAACAAUGCUGGUCCUCGAGACCGCUUGGUUCAUGUCUUCCACUUCUUCAAAGAUUUGCAGCACAUUCAAUACUAUGGAGAUCCUUUCUUCUUCCUUCUUCGUGAUGGCGAGACUUUGUCGGCUGUCAAAGUGCGCAUUCAGAAGAAAUUUCAAGUCCCUGAAGAGCAGUUUCUCAAGUGGAAGUUUGCUCAUUUUGCCUACAAUCGCCAAGAAUACCUCCAAGAUUCAGAUAUUGUAUUGAGCCGCUUCCAGAAGAAUGUUUACGGAGCAUGGGAACAUUCCCUAGGAAUGGAGCACUCGGACAUGAUCCCCAAAAAAACGUACAUCGCUAAUCAGAACCGCCAUUCUUUUGAGAAGCCAGUGAAGAUCUACAACUAAAGAUGGUGAUAUUUUAACUUCUGUGUGGUCUAUCCUUCAGUUCUCACCUAGCAGUUAGUGGAAAUGAAGGACCAAGAAAUUGAACCAUAUCCUGCAGAUGAAACGGGUACAGAUAGCUGGCCGAGGGGCUCUUGUUCUAGUGCAGUCAUUGUGUUUUGGUCAUGAACAUGCAGGCGCCUUUUUUGCAUACAGCCGACCUGUUUUGGCGUGUUAAAGGAAAAAUUUCCAUUUUGUUGGUUGUACAGGGUUCUGUAGUUGCCUUCUAAUAGAUCAGUUUGAGUGAUGUUUCGCUUUGCAGCAUGUCGAUUUCGACUAAACAGACCUCGAGGCGAAACUAUUUCACACAAUGAACUCGUCGUGAAAAUAUUUCACAAAUCUAA
Molecule: messenger RNA, 3938 nt
Organism: Brachypodium distachyon (stiff brome)
Lineage: Eukaryota; Viridiplantae; Streptophyta; Magnoliopsida; Poales; Poaceae
Product: ubiquitin carboxyl-terminal hydrolase 13
Exons: 31
Coding region: 301-3558 (1085 amino acids)
Biological process (GO): regulation of protein stability; protein deubiquitination
Cellular component (GO): cytosol; nucleus
Molecular function (GO): cysteine-type endopeptidase activity; protein binding; cysteine-type deubiquitinase activity
Source: RefSeq, a predicted model, not a curated record